AUGGAUAGUUUAAUGUGCUCAUCAGUGCCUGACCCUGAGAUGUGGAUCAUCCAAGCACAUGAGCAUAGUGUACUCCUCCUGUUCGAACCAGGGUUUGAAACCAAACUCCUCCUCAUGAGGAUAGAUGGGGUGAUUCAGGUGAGAUCCAAUGUAGGUCCAACUUUCGAUUCACUCGUGGGAUCCGGGUGGUCCGGAAGGGACCACCGCAGCUCCUCUCUUCUCAAGAAUUCAUGCAUCCCUUAUCAGUGUAUGGACAGCUAUCUUUCAAGCACAGGUUUAGGUUUGGCCUCAAUGGGAAAAAAUGGAGCACAUAACAACGCAUUUUCACAGACUAAGAACUACAAGAUCACCCCUUUCAUUCUGGGGUGA
Thlaspi arvense is the source of this 369-nucleotide messenger RNA. The record is from the annotation of a GenBank genome assembly. Lineage: Eukaryota; Viridiplantae; Streptophyta; Magnoliopsida; Brassicales; Brassicaceae.